UAUUUAUUUGGAAAGUAGCCAUGUAAUAAGUGGGAUAAUGUACAGUCAGCCUGUCAUUAUCACAAAAGAAAACCCUUUUAAAGGCCUUUUACAGCUAUCCAAGACCCCUCUUGUAUAUCCAGGUAUAUUAAUAAAUUCUGUAGUUUUGUAUCAUGCAAAUAAAUGAAGAAUGCACCAGUUCAACUGCAUCUAAACAUACAUUAUGGCUGGCUCAUCAUUGUGUGUUAUUGCUAGAGAGAUGGAGAGGGAAGAGGGAGUGUCUGCGUCUUGAGAUCGGACUCUUUCGGUACUCUGUAAGGAAUAUAUAGACUGAAGAGGACCAUGACACACUAGUCCGUGGAGACCAAAGCCGCAGGACGUUCCCGUACGCUUGAUUUUGUUACAGACAAACAUGGAUGAGGAAGUGAAGGAAUUUAUAAGUUGUUGACUUUAUUUAAAUGUUUACUUUAUUUUAAAUGAUCCGUGGUGCCAGCAUCACUGUACGGUUUACAUUUGUGGUUUGUUUAUAGCUUAAUGCACCAGGAAUUCAGAAUUGUUCCGGGAAUGAGCUCUGCAGACAUUAAGAACUUGUCUUCUCAUCAAACAAGAUGAGUUGCUUUUCCUAAAAUCGUUUAUCUAGCAUGACCUCUUGACCUUUGUCAGUUUUCCUGAAGGAAUCGCAUAGCUGAUCGCAGUUAGCUCUCAUUGCAAUGGCUAUUCAGGGCAUGGAGCUGUUUGCAGUUGCUGUAGUGAUUCUAAUGUUUAUAAUGGUGCUCAAACAGUUUGGCAUGACGGAGGCACUUUUAACUGACACCACUGACAGGGAUCUGGAGUUGUCCAUGGUGCGACAUCAGCCCAAGGGCUUGGAGCAGCUCCAGGCUCAGACUAAGUUCACUAGGAAGGAGCUGCAGUCGCUCUACAGAGGCUUCAAAAACGAGUGUCCCAGUGGAUUGGUGGAUGAGGAGACGUUUAAAUCAAUCUAUUCCCAGUUCUUCCCUCAAGGAGAUGCAACCACAUACGCACACUUCCUUUUCAAUGCUUUCGACAUGGACCGACAUGGUUCUAUACGUUUUGAGGACUUUGUAAUCGGCCUGUCUGUUCUGCUUCGAGGUUCUGUGACAGAGAAACUGAGGUGGGCCUUUAACCUUUAUGAUAUUAAUAAAGAUGGCACCAUCACCAGAGAGGAAAUGCUGGCUAUUAUGAAGUCCAUCUAUGACAUGAUGGGCAGGUACACCUUUCCUUAUGUAAGAGACGCUGCUGCAUUUGAACACGUGGAGAAAUUCUUCCAGAAAAUGGACCGAAACCGAGAUGGUGUUGUAACCAUCGAUGAGUUCAUAGAGACCUGCCAGAAGGACAAGGACAUUAUGAGCUCCAUGCAGCUGUUUGAGAAUGUCAUCUAGAGCGCCGCGUGAAGUGCAGAAUGAUCCUCUGGCUCUUUUUCCACAUCGACUCUCAGCAUCACUCCGUUAGUCCUCAAGCACUCCACAGGGACUCUCUAGAAACUCUGGUGUUUUGUACCUAGGCCUUGCACAUCAUCUAUAGCAUGUGAAUGAAUAUUUUGAUUGAUUGCAUUGAAUGCUUUAACAACAAGAUGUGAGCCGUCUGAGUGUCUCAAUUGAACCUUAAGCAUUCAAGACAGGUUGUAAAUGCUCAUUUGUAUAUAUGUAGAUAAAUCUGCGCUCUUAAAACUGGUUGAUUUCUGCCUAGAUGAAUUAACUUUUGCAUGUUUGCCUGCUUUUUUUUCAAAGAAAUAAAGGCAUCUGUGAAUGACUCCA
Carassius carassius (crucian carp) is the source of this 1754-nucleotide messenger RNA. Its product is annotated as calsenilin-like. Gene Ontology annotation, biological process: regulation of potassium ion transmembrane transport; negative regulation of transcription by RNA polymerase II. The record is from RefSeq and is a predicted model, not a curated record. Gene Ontology annotation, molecular function: calcium ion binding; DNA-binding transcription repressor activity, RNA polymerase II-specific; RNA polymerase II cis-regulatory region sequence-specific DNA binding. Lineage: Eukaryota; Metazoa; Chordata; Actinopteri; Cypriniformes; Cyprinidae. The transcript is spliced from 9 exons. Bases 690 to 1379 code for a protein of 229 amino acids. Gene Ontology annotation, cellular component: nucleus; voltage-gated potassium channel complex.